This is a messenger RNA of Phytophthora infestans T30-4, 846 nucleotides long. RefSeq lists its product as uncharacterized. The record is from RefSeq and is a predicted model, not a curated record. Gene Ontology annotation, cellular component: nucleus; perinuclear region of cytoplasm; cytosol. Lineage: Eukaryota; Oomycota; Peronosporomycetes; Peronosporales; Peronosporaceae. Bases 1 to 846 code for a protein of 281 amino acids. Gene Ontology annotation, molecular function: small GTPase binding; GTPase activator activity. Gene Ontology annotation, biological process: activation of GTPase activity; nucleocytoplasmic transport. The transcript is spliced from 3 exons.
AUGGCAGACGUCGCGUUCCUGCCGCCGCAGGACAUCCACCCCAACAACGCCGUGUUCGCUGCUCGCAGUCUGCCUCGCCCACUCACGUGGCAACGGCGCGAGCACAUGACGCACCGCUGUACGAUCCUCACGCGUAUUGGACAACUGCUGGUGCGCAACGCACGAGUCGUGCUUAGUCAGCAAGGGAACGCCGUCACAGGUGGCACAGACCUUAGCAAGACUUGGGUGCUGGCUCGUAAGCUGGAGGUGCUCAUGUUCAUCCACUCGGCGUCGCUUCUUGAAUACGCUAACAUGGACAGUUUGGCACGUCGCGUACAGGCGCUAACGGCCGGAAUGACAUUCGGGAAGCUGUCGAUGCGCGCCACCAAUUGUCCACAGCGGUUCGUUGUGACGCACGAUGAUCACGAGCAGAUUGUCUUGUCCAUGGCGGAGCAAAUGCGUCUGAACACGUUCCCGGGACUUUCACGGUUGAGUAUCACGUGUUUGUUCACGAACGAAGAGGCCGAUGGAGAAGCCGACGUCCUGUUGAACACGUUGAUGCUUGGAUGUUGUCCGAACAUCGAGGAGCUGUGUCUUCCUGGAAACAGUUUCGGUGACUAUGGAGCUACUAAAGUGGCGCAGAUGCUGCGAUCUCAGGUCUGUCCGAAGCUCACGAGACUAGAUCUGCGUCGUAACUUUAUCGGGGAGGAUGGAAUUCGCAGCUUGUGUCACGCAUUGGCUGACGGCUAUGCGCCCAACCUCAUGGAGCUCUGCUUAGGUGGCAAUACGAUCACAGACUCAAGUUUCCAUCACGUGUUGUAUGCGAUGGAGAGCCGACAAUUGAAGAAAUUGCGCUUUUUGGGCUAA